AUGGAAAUUGACUUGGCAGCAGCAGACCUUUUCAUCAAGAACUUGCUCUCGACGGCUCCCGCAAGCCUGUGUGCCAUCGAGCUUGGUAAAGUUCACAAGACGGCAGCAGCACCAUCACCCGUUCGCGGCCACGCGGCCGGCCGCGACCGAUGUGUUGGACACGUAAAACCAGACGUGACGAACAUGCGAGGCCUGGUGAACACGCUAGAAGCGCCAAAUGGGCCCUUGUGGUCAAAGGCCGGUUGA
Molecule: messenger RNA, 246 nt
Organism: Beauveria bassiana ARSEF 2860
Lineage: Eukaryota; Fungi; Ascomycota; Sordariomycetes; Hypocreales; Cordycipitaceae
Exons: 1
Coding region: 1-246 (81 amino acids)
Source: RefSeq, a predicted model, not a curated record